Molecule: messenger RNA, 3153 nt
Organism: Daucus carota subsp. sativus
Lineage: Eukaryota; Viridiplantae; Streptophyta; Magnoliopsida; Apiales; Apiaceae
Product: protein FAR-RED IMPAIRED RESPONSE 1
Exons: 8
Coding region: 263-2704 (813 amino acids)
Biological process (GO): regulation of DNA-templated transcription
Molecular function (GO): zinc ion binding
Source: RefSeq, a predicted model, not a curated record
UCCUGUAUAUACAACGCAAUUACCAAUUGUACCACAUCAGUUACAUAGACUUAAAUAACAGUACAUCUAUCUGUCAUCGACUUCAAAUUAGGGAUUUUUCAAGCUUGCAAACACACACACGCACAAUAAAUUCUGGCGCAAAAGAAGCCAAUUAGCUGAUCAAUUGUCUAUUUUCAGCUUCUUCAGUCGAUUUGAAAUUAAUUUUAUUGCAGAAAUGUGCUUGAUACUCUGCCACAUUGUUGACAAAUAAUUGAGUAGACAAAUGGUUGAUGUUGUAGAUGAAGUGUGUGGUAGGGAUGGAGAAAUUGUUCAUUAUCCUAGGACUGAUAGUCUAGGGAUCGAAGGUGAUGCUGAUCUUGAGCCACGUGAUGGCAUUGAAUUUGAAUCGCAUGAGGCAGCAUAUUCCUUUUAUCAAGAAUAUGCCAAGUCUAUGGGGUUUACAACCUCCAUUAAAAAUAGUCGUCGCUCAAAGAAGUCGAAAGAAUUUAUUGAUGCUAAAUUUGCAUGCUCCAGAUAUGGGCUCACCCCAGAGUCUGAUAGUGGUGGCAGUAGACGACCUUGCGUAAAGAAGACGGACUGCAAAGCCAGCAUGCAUGUGAAAAGAAAACGAGAUGGGAAAUGGUACAUUCACGAAUUUGUAAAGAAGCAUAACCAUGAACUUCUACCGGCACUAGCAUAUCAUUUUAGAGUUCACAGGAAUGUUAAAUUAGCUGAAAAGAGUAACAUGGAUAUUCUUCACGCAGUUAGUGAAAGAACAAGAAAAAUGUAUGUUCAGAUGUCCAAACAAACAGGAGGGGAUCGUAAAGAUGAUAUCCUAAGAACUGACUUGAAUUUCCAGAGUGAGAAGGGGCGUUGUUUGGCUUUGGAAGUAGGUGAUGCCCAACUAAUGUUGGAAUACUUUGUGCAUAUUCAGAAAGAAAAUCCAUAUUUUUUCUAUGCAGUUGACUUGAAUGAAAAUCAGCAGCUAAGAAACUUGCUAUGGGUUGAUGCGAAAAGUAGAAGAGAUUAUGGAAAUUUCAGUGAUGUUGUGUCUUUUGACACUAAAUAUAUGAAAAAUAAUGACAAAAUGCCGUUUGCUCCGUUUGUAGGAGUGAACCAUCAUUUUCAACCUAUGUUACUUGGCUGUGCACUGCUUGCUGAUGAGUCUAAAGCGACAUAUGUCUGGUUAAUGAAGACCUGGCUUAGAGCAAUGAGUGGGACAGCUCCCAACGUAAUAAUCACUGAUCAAGAAAAAUCUCUGGCUGCUGCCAUAAAAGAAGUUUUUCCAACAUCUCGUCAUUGCUUUUCUUUAUGGCAUGUAUUGGAAAGGAUUCCUGAUAUUCUUGAUGAUGUAAUCAAGCGGCAUGAGAACUUUAUGGAGAAAUUCAGCAAGUGUAUUUUUAAGUCAUUAACAGAUGAACAAUUUGAUAUGAAGUGGUGGAAAAUGAUCAGCAGAUUUGAACUUCAAGAGAAUGACUGGAUUCAUUCGUUGUAUGAAGAUCGUAAAAGGUGGGUGCCUACCUUUAUGAAAGAUACUUUUCUUGCCGGAAUGUCAACACUUCAACGGUCUGAAAGCGUAAACUCUUACUUCGACAAAUAUAUUCACAAGAAAAUCACCUUGAAAGAGUUUGUUAGACAAUAUGGGACGAUCCUGCAAAACAGGUACGAAGAGGAAGCAAUAUCUGACUUUGAUACUUGGCAUAAACAGCCUGCGCUGAAAUCUCCUUCACCUUGGGAAAAACAGAUGUCAACAGUAUAUACACACUCAAUAUUCAAAAAGUUCCAGGUUGAGGUCUUGGGCGUAGUUGGAUGUCAUCCCAAAAAAGAAAGUGAAUGUGCUACAAGCAUGACAUUCAUUGUCGAUGACUGUGAAAAGAGUAAAAGUUUUACAGUGAUGUUUGAUGCAGCAAAGUCGGAAGUAUCCUGUUCAUGCCUUUUAUUUCAGUACAAAGGUUAUCUAUGCAGGCAUUCUAUGAUUGUUCUUCAAAUUUGCGGUCUUUCAAGCAUCCCAUCUCAGUACAUUUUAAAAAGGUGGACAAAAGAUGCAAAGAACUGUCAAUCAAUAAUAGAAGGAGCAGAAAGGAAGCAAAGUAGGGUGCAGUUGUAUAAUGGUCUAUGUAAAUAUGCCAUUGAAUUGGCAGAAGAAGGUUCCUUAUCCGAAAAGAGUUACAAUAUUGCAUUUCGUGCAAUAGUAGAAGCUCUCAAGACUUGUGUGAAUGUCAAUAAUAAAGGUGCCGCAGAGUCCAGCAGCACUACUCAAGGCCUUCGCGAUGGGGAAGAAGAGCAACAGGCAAUAUUUGCAAGUGAAGGACUCAAGAAAAGAAAGAACAUGGGCAAGAAAAGGAAGGUACAAGCACCGCCUGAAUCCAUGCCUGUUGAGGCUGAAGAUAGCUUGCAGCAAAUAGACAAUUUGAAUGACAAUCUGAAUUCGGAGGGAAUGGCUCUUAACGGUUAUUACGGGUCUCAUCAGAACGUCCAUGGAAUGAUACAAUUGAACUUGAUGGAGCCACCACAAGAUGGUUACUAUGUAAACCCACAGAGUAUGCAAGGACUGGGACAACUAAAUUCAUUAGCAUCGAACCAUGAUGGUUUCUUUGGGACUCAACCCAGCUUGCAUGGAUUGGGGCCUUUAGAAUUUAGACCAUCGAAUUUCAGUUUCGGAUUGCAGGAUGAUCCAAAUUUGAGAUCUACCCAGUUGCAUGGAAACACCAGUAGACAUGUGUGAAUGUGUGGUGAGAUAGAAGUAUCUCCUGGAUUUGCUGCUUUUACCAAAACCAUAUCCUAUGACUUCCUUACACGUACAGCUGGAGGCAAACAGUGGAAUUCCGCGAGGAAGUCUUAUUCUUCCACUUGCACAUUCACAACCAGGGGUUGAACAACCCUUGAGAUAUAAUGACAUGCAUCACAGUUACCUAUAUGAUUACAGGUGAAAAAUUGAUAUUCCAUUGUGUAAUAUAAUUAUGAAAAUCUAGUGUAUUAUAGAGAUUUUACCUUGUGGUCCGAGAAAAAACAAAUAUUGAGCUAUGCUUGGUGCUGCAUCUUUAUGGAUACUCUCAUAGGUAAGUUUUAGUAAGAGUUGAUACUUGAAGGUGCCUUUAGUAUUUGUUUGUAGAAAAAUGUCUUUAAAAAACUACCUCAAAUUGCAAAUCAUAUAGAAGAAUAAUUUUAGUUUAA